Penicillium daleae is the source of this 1326-nucleotide messenger RNA. RefSeq lists its product as uncharacterized. Lineage: Eukaryota; Fungi; Ascomycota; Eurotiomycetes; Eurotiales; Aspergillaceae. Gene Ontology annotation, cellular component: fungal-type vacuole membrane. Gene Ontology annotation, molecular function: transmembrane transporter activity. Gene Ontology annotation, biological process: transmembrane transport. Bases 1 to 1326 code for a protein of 441 amino acids. The transcript is spliced from 3 exons. The record is from RefSeq and is a predicted model, not a curated record.
AUGUCUGUUAACGAAGAGAAAGAGAGUGUCUCGAGCGAUGUGCUCUCUCCGAAGCUACUGGCCGAGCGUGAUGAAUCAGAGAUUGAGAAUCAAAUACCUAAAGAACCUGCGACACCUCCUCCGCCUCCGAAUGGAGGACUCGUUGCCUGGCUUCAGGUCGCAGGGGCUUUCUUCCUGUUCUUUAAUUGCUGGGGCGUGGUCAACACCUUUGGCGUUUACCAAAGUUACUACGAAAACACCUUGUUACCGAACUAUUCGGCAUCGUCGAUUUCAUGGAUCGGAACAGUCCAAGGCUUUCUGCUCUUGAUGGCAGGACUAGUUGUUGGGCCUAUCUAUGACAAAGGCUACCUCAGAUCGCUGAUUACGGCUGGCACGUUUCUGGUCGUAUUCGGUCUAAUGAUGACCUCGCUGGCAACAAAAUACUACCAGGUUUUUCUAGCUCACGGCCUUACUGUGGGACUUGGCUGUUCGUGCUUGUUCCUGCCAAGUAUUGCUAUUGUAGCGACCUAUUUCACCUCGCGACGUGCACUAGCGACUGGUAUCACUGCCUCGGGGGGUAGUAUCGGAUCUGUGAUAUACCCUAUCAUAUUUCACAAAUUAAUCAACCCCUUGGGCUUUGGCUGGACAACGCGGAUCAUCGCCUUCGUCGCCCUAGCCGGACUCAUCUUCUCCAUCGCCGUAAUGAAGCCACGUCUCCCACCACCUAAACAACCCCGAUCCCUACUGGAUAUGGCCGCAUUCAAAGAAACCCCCUUCGUUAUCCUCUGUGUGGGCUUCUUCUUCUCCUUCGUCGGCCUAUACUUCCCAUUCUUUUAUCUACCAACCUACUUCAGCUUUUUCCUCCACUCCGACGGUGACAUCUCAUUCUACAUAAUCGCCAUUCUGAACGGUGCCUCCGUCUUCGGACGCAUCGCACCCGGACUAAUAGCCGAUUACAUUGGCUCCCUCAAUACCAUUAUUCCGGUUAGCUUUAUGGCGGCUGUUCUGGCCUUUGCGUGGAUCGGAAUCCGAAAUGAGGCGGGUACUAUUGUUUUUGCUGUAUUAUACGGUUUUGCUUCCGGGGCGAUUGUGUCGCUGCCGGCAACUAUACUAGCCAGGCUUACGUCUAAUAUGAGUAUGUUGGGUACGCGGAUGGGAAUGUCGUUUAUCUUUGCGGGGCUGGGGUUGUUGAUUGGAAAUCCUAUUGCAGGGGCGUUGUUGGAUAUAGAGGGGGCGGUUUUCUGGAAGGGGCAGCUAUUCAGCGCCGUGAUGGUUGUCAUCGGAACUGUGUCGUUCUUGGGGUUGCGAAUUUUGAUGUGGAAGCAGGGCGAAGGGUGGAAGAUUUGA